AUGAAGUGGUUGCUCAUUGCACUCGCUUGUAUUCAGCUCUCUGAGAGUUUAGUCAGGUAAGUAAUCAAGGUUAAAUUGACGAAGGGUAAAUCUGCCCGGCAGGCUCUGGAAGACCGUGGGCUUCUUGGUGAUUUACUGAAGAAACACCAAUACAAUCCAUACUCCAAAUAUGCAGGCUACUUCAAUGGGCAGACCAUGUCUACAGAGCCACUCAUAAACUACCUAGAUAUGUCUUAUUAUGGAACAAUUAGCAUCGGAACCCCACCACAAAGCUUCACAGUCAUCUUUGAUACUGGUUCAUCAAACCUUUGGGUCCCAUCAGUUUACUGUUCCAGCCAAUCAUGCUCAAACCACAAGAAAUUUUCACCAAGCAAGUCCUCAACGUUCCAGGCAACAAACCAACCACUGUCUAUUCAGUAUGGUACAGGCAGCAUGACUGGGGUCCUGGGCUACGACACAGUCACUAUAUCAAACAUUGCUGUCAAAGAGCAGGAAUUUGGCUUAAGCGAGACUGAACCUGGGAGCACUUUCUAUUAUGCUCCAUUUGAUGGGAUCCUGGGGCUGGCCUAUCCAAACAUUGCAUCGUCCAGUGCCACACCUGUGUUUGAUAACAUGAUGUCUGAGAACCUGGUCCAACAAGACCUGUUUGCUUUCUACCUCACUCGACAGGAUGGUCAGUCCGGAAGUGAAGUUGUUUUUGGUGGAGUUGAUCCAAACCACUACACAGGUCAAAUUAACUGGGUGCCCGUCACUCAAGAAGGUUACUGGCAAAUCCAACUGGACAGGGUGACAAUCAAUGGUCAGGUUGUUGCCUGCAGUGGAGGCUGCCAGGCCAUUGUUGAUACUGGCACUUCCCUGCUUACUGGUCCCAAUAGAGCCAUCAGCACUAUCCAACAAUACAUUGGUGCUACCCAAGGGUACUACGGCCAGUAUACCAUCAACUGCAAUAAUCUGCCCAACAUGCCGAAUGUAGUCUUCACAAUCAAUGGAAUCGAUUAUCCCCUUACUCCAUCCGAAUACACAAUCCAGGACCAGUCUGGAUGCAUGAGUGGAUUUGACUCCAUGUACCUUCCAAGCUCUUCUGGAGGACUCUGGAUCCUGGGGGAUGUCUUCAUUGGGCCAUACUAUUCCAUCUUUGACAGAGGAAACAAUCGUGUGGGUUUUGCCAAAUCCGUCUAA
This is a messenger RNA of Hemiscyllium ocellatum (epaulette shark), 1179 nucleotides long. Its product is annotated as pepsin A-like. The transcript has 9 exons. Gene Ontology annotation, biological process: proteolysis. Lineage: Eukaryota; Metazoa; Chordata; Chondrichthyes; Orectolobiformes; Hemiscylliidae. Gene Ontology annotation, molecular function: aspartic-type endopeptidase activity. The record is from RefSeq and is a predicted model, not a curated record.